AUGGCACCACCCAAAUCGUAUAACAUAGAGACAGAAUUAGUCUUUUCGAAGUCAACGGACCAGCAUAAUGCUUCGGUCCCACCGUUAUAUCAGUCCGCGACGUUCAAGCAAAAUUCGUUAUCGGAUAUGGGCGAAUACGAUUAUACUAGGUCUGGAAAUCCAACAAGAACAUAUUUGCAAAAUCAUAUUGCUAAGAUCAUGAAAGCUGACCAUGCAUUCGCAGUUACAAGUGGUAUGGGAUGUCUUGAUGUUAUAACCAGAAUUUUAAAGCCGGGCGAUGAAGUAAUGGCCGGAGAUGAUUUAUAUGGGGGAACUAACAGAUUAUUGACAUAUUUGAAUAAGAAGGGAGACUUAAAAGUGCAACAUUGGGACACUACAAACACCGAAUUAUUUACUUCAAAGAUAACUGAAAACACCAAGAUGAUUUUUCUUGAAUCACCUACCAAUCCGUUAAUAAAGGUCUGCGAUGUCAAGGCUAUUACUGAUUAUGCGCAUAGAAAAAACCCAGAUGUGGUCGUCGUAUUCGACAACACAAUGAUGUCGCCAAUAUUGAUGACUCCUCUUGACUUAGGAGUUGACAUUCAGUACGAAUCUGCUACCAAGUACCUUAACGGUCACCACGAUAUUAUGGCAGGGGUCAUUGCUACCCGUGAUGCGAAAUUGGCCGAAAAAUUGUACUUUGUUAUCAACUCCACCGGUUGCGGAUUAUCGCCAUUUGACUCAUGGUUAUUGAGCAGAGGUUUGAGAACUCUUGCUGUAAGAGUCGAGAGACAGCAACAAAACUGCCAAAAGAUCGCCGAGUUCUUGUCCAGUAUAGGAUUCAGAGUCAGAUACCCGGGAUUGAAAAGCCACCCUCAAUAUGAAUUACAUGCGUCUAUGUGUAGGGGGGCCGGUGCCGUUAUAAGUUUUGAAACCGGCAGCAUCAAGACAUCGGAAAAAAUUGUCGAAAACACAGAUAUUUUUGGUAUUGCUGUUUCGUUCGGGUGCGUAAACUCGUUGAUCUCCAUGCCAUGUAAGAUGUCACACGCUUCUAUCGAUGCUAAAACCAGAGAAGAAAGAGAUUUCCCUGAAGACUUAAUCAGAUUGUGCAUUGGUAUUGAGAACUCCGACGACUUAAUUAAUGACUUGACAAAGGCUUUAUUAAAGAGCGGUGCCGUCAAGAUUAACUCCAAGGAUGAAUUAUUCAAUGCUGUAUCAGUUCAACCAAAGUUAUAA
Messenger RNA from Debaryomyces fabryi, 1215 nucleotides. Its product is annotated as cystathionine beta-lyase. Gene Ontology annotation, biological process: 'de novo' L-methionine biosynthetic process; transsulfuration. The record is from RefSeq and is a predicted model, not a curated record. The coding region runs from base 1 to 1215 and encodes 404 amino acids. NCBI's taxonomy places the organism in Eukaryota, Fungi, Ascomycota, Pichiomycetes, Serinales, Debaryomycetaceae. The transcript has a single exon. Gene Ontology annotation, cellular component: cytoplasm. Gene Ontology annotation, molecular function: pyridoxal phosphate binding.